This is a messenger RNA of Erinaceus europaeus (western European hedgehog), 3455 nucleotides long. It is a transcript of the gene B3GNT9, whose product is annotated as UDP-GlcNAc:betaGal beta-1,3-N-acetylglucosaminyltransferase 9. Lineage: Eukaryota; Metazoa; Chordata; Mammalia; Eulipotyphla; Erinaceidae. Bases 788 to 1975 code for a protein of 395 amino acids. Gene Ontology annotation, cellular component: membrane. The record is from RefSeq and is a predicted model, not a curated record. Gene Ontology annotation, molecular function: hexosyltransferase activity. The transcript has a single exon.
AAACAAACAAAAAAAACUAAAGAGGCAGCCAUGUUCCCUGUCCGGAGGAACCUGGGCAGCUGGUGAGCUCAGGAGAGGUGCUUCCAGGAUGGGCCUGGAUGGUGGUCAGGUCACUGCCUAAAAACUCUCCCCUGGGGUUUGGAACCCAACUACCCGGGGCUCCUGCCAAGUCAUCACUGCUCCAUAUAGGGGGGUGGGGGAGGCACUGUUCAGUAAGGUCAAUGCUUCUUCCUACUCUCGGGAAAGGCUGAAGCCACUUCCACUGAAUUUCCAGAGCUGCUUUUGAGCAUCCUGAGAUUAAUCCCCAUUCGGAGACUGCGGCGCCGGGGCGGAGCUCCAGAAGUCUGGGCCGCACAGCUGGAGGGUCACGUGGCAGUGGUCCCGGCCCCCUUUCCUGCCAGCGCUGCAUCUGGCGCAGCCGGGCCUAAGGCGGCCUUGGGGUCCUGCGCUGAGCAGCGGAGGCCCUGGCUGUCGGGGCCACGCCGCUCCCGGGGGUCGAGCGUGAGUGUCGGGAUCCCAAGGACCAAAGUAGGGGGGUCUGGAAGGACAGAAGGGGCGCAGAAGGGGCGGGGCCGAGGCUCCUGGGCUGAAGCAAGGGGCUGAGAACUGGCUGCCAGGGACUCCUUCCCCAUCUGGGGUGCUAACCUGGGGCGCAAGGGACGGAGCAGGACAGCACUGAGGGUCCGGCGCGUGGGCUCUCCCCCCUCCUCUGGGGGCGGCACCCGUGAGCCCCGCUCCCGCGAGCCCCUGACUUUCUCUUCACGGCCCCGGCUGCCGCCACAGGGACAUGGGGCGCCGACUGCGCCUCCGCGGGGAGGCGUCGCUCACGCUGCUCCUGAGCGCCGCGCUGGGCCUCCUGCUCUACGCGCAGCGCGACGGCGCGGCCCCCACGACGAGCGCGCCGGAAGCACGAGGGAGACCGGCUCGGGCGCCCACCCCGGGGCCCCGCGCUUUCCAGGUGCCGGACGCCGAAGCGGCGCCGCCAGUCUACGAGGAGGACAAGCCAGAGCCGCCCACGCCCACGCCCACGGGGCCCUUUGACUUUGGCCGCUACCUGCGCGCCAAGGACCAGCGGCGCUUCCCGCUGCUCAUUGACCAGCCGCACAAAUGCCGCGGCCGUCCGCCUCACCUGCUCAUCGCUGUCAAGUCGCUGGCGGCCGACUUCGAGCGGCGCCAGGCCGUGCGCCAGACGUGGGGCGCCGAGGGCCGCGUGCAGGGGGCGCUCGUGCGCCGCGUCUUCCUGCUGGGCGUGCCCGGCGCGGAGGGGGGCGCGGAGGGACGUGCGGUGCAGACGCACUGGCUCGCCUUGCUGCGUGCGGAGAGCCGCGUCUAUGCCGACAUCCUGCUCUGGGCCUUCCAUGACACUUUCUUCAAUCUGACGCUCAAGGAGAUUCACUUUUUGUCCUGGGCCUCAUCCCACUGCCCCGAAGUGAGCUUCGUUUUCAAAGGCGAUGCAGAUGUGUUUGUGCAUGUAGGCAACCUGCUGGAAUUCCUGGCGUCGCGGGACCCGGGGCAGGACCUGCUUGCGGGUGACGUGAUCCUGCAGGCGCGGCCGAUCCGCAAAAGGGCCAGCAAGUACUACAUCCCCGAGGCUGUGUACGGCCUCCCUGUCUAUCCGGCCUACGCAGGAGGGGGCGGUUUCGUGUUAUCAGGAGCCACACUGCACCGGCUGGCUGGUGCCUGCUCACAGGUUGAGCUCUUUCCUAUCGACGAUGUCUUUCUGGGCAUGUGUCUGCAGCGCUUGCGGCUCACACCCGAGCCUCACCCAGCUUUCCGCACUUUUGGCAUCCCCCAGCCAUCAGCAGCUCCUAACCUACGUACCUUCGACCCCUGCUUUUACCGAGAGCUGGUUGUAGUGCACGGGCUCUCGGCUGUUGACAUCUGGCUCAUGUGGCACCUGCUGCAUGGGCAGCACAGACAAGCCUGUGCACAUCCUCAGCCUGUCACUGCAGGCCCCUUCCAAUGGGGCGCCUAGUCACCGUGCCACAGCCUCAAUCAGACGCAGGAUGUGGGGGGAAUCUGAAGGGGGAGGUUUCCAGGCAGAUUCAGUUUGUCUCUUCCUCAGAAAGGGGCAGAGUUCAGGAUUCAACCCCAGAUCACUAUGUGUCUGCUCCACAAGGUGUUGAAGUAUGAAGAGUGAGUUGAGUCAACCUACUGGGGACUAGUCUGGAACCAAUCUAAUAGUGACCCUUUGAGUUAAGACUGAGGUGGUGGAGCACCAGGUUCUUUGCAAAGCAGGAUAAAACAUGUCUUCUUAGUGUGUGUAUAGGGGUGGUGGUAACAGCAGGGGCUGCGUAGUUGAACUACUCUCAUUGACUUGGAACCCCUAGGAUGAUGCAGACACAUGCAGGUUUUCUGAGGCUAGGCCAUACAGGGAAGUGAGGGGCUGGCCUCAACCUUCAAGGAACUGCACAGAUUCUGCCACAACUCAGUCAGAAAGUAGGCAUUUUGCUUCCCAUCUGUCCUUCCAAAUUGUAUUCUCUGUCGUGUCUAGGUCAUAGAGUUCUGCUUUCCUGAAACCAACCCCUUCUGAGUUCUGCACUCCCCCCCCCUUUGUUGCCCUUGUUGUGUAACAUUGUUGUGGCUAUUGAUGUUGUUGUUGGAUAGGACAGAGAGAAAUGGAGAGAGGAGGGGAAGACAGAGAGGGGGAGAGAAAGACAGACACCUGCAGACCUGCUUCACCACUUGUGAAGCAAUUCCCCUGCAGGUGGGAGCCAGGGGCUAGAACUGGGAUCCUUACACCCGUCCUUGCACUUUGUGCCACGUGUGCUUAACCUGCUGCACCACCGCCAACUCCUAUGUACUGCACACUCUUUUCUGACCCUCCUUUCCCACUGCCCUCUCCCAAUUACCCAUCACACAGGUAUCCACACAAGUAUGCCAGCCUAUUACUGGAAGCUCCCCCUGCCUACAUUUUGCAGGAGUCAAGGAUUCUUUUCCCCUAAGGCGAUUCCAACUAUAAUAAAUUUCCUUUAUACUUCAAUCAUGCCUUCAUAAAAAAAAUCAACACCUUCAUACUUAUUUUAGUACAAACAUCCCAGCAACGGAACAUGGUGGGCCGCUGCUGAGGGCAUAGGUUUUUAUUGGAGGGGUUAUGGGCUGGGGAUGAGAAAGGUCCCCCCAUUCCAGGAGAAUAGGAACAGUCCCAGCUGCCCCCAACAGUGGGCUGUGUGUAGGGAUCUCUGGCCAGGCCACAGUCCAAAUGGGAAGACACCUGUCAAUCACAAAGUCACAGGAGUGCCAUACAAGCCUAGCUGUAGGCCCAGUAACCACAUAGGAGUCCAGGGCAGGACCCCUGCACAUUCAUUGUUAAACUAUACAGGAUGAGGCUGUACAUGAGUUAAUUACAAAAGUCAUAUUUACAAAAAUCUGUACACACAUUUGAAAAACUCACAAAAUCGUCAUCUAUGUAUCACAAGUUGCUAGACCAAAAUAUUAAAAAUGGGAUAAAAUUA